CCAUGGCACUUCCCAGCAAAUCCCUGCUUUGGUUUUGCUGCUUUGCCUGGCUGUGUUUUCCUGUUAGCCUUGGUUCCCAGGCUCCUAGGGGAGAAGCUGUGAUUGCAGCUGGUGCUGAGUUAGAAUCUGAGGCAGACCCUUGGUCCUUGCUGCAGCCUCUAGAUGGGGCAGAUAGACCUGGCCUCCUUCCUCCUCUCUUCAAGGUCCUGUCUGAUAGGCGAGGUGAGACCCCUAGGCUACAGCCAGACUCCAGAGCUUUGUACUAUAUGAAGAAGCUCUAUAAGACCUAUGCUACCAAAGAGGGGGUUCCUAAGUCUGGUAGAAGUCACCUCCACAACACUGUCCGGCUCUUCACCCCCUGUGCCCAGCACAAGCAGGCUCCUGGAGACCGGGUGACAGGAAUCCUCUCAUCAGUGGACCUGCUGUUUAACCUGGAUCGAGUGACUGCCGUUGAACACUUACUCAAGUCAGUCUUGCUAUACACUUUCAACAACUCGGUUUCCUUUCCCUCUGCUGUUACAUGUGUGUACAACCUGGUGAUAAAGGAGCCAAAGUCUAGCAAUGCUCCUUCUAGAGCCCCAUCCUCAUUUACCUUUAGGAAUCACAAAUGGAUUGAGAUUGAUGUGACCUCUCUCCUUCAGCCUCUUGUGGCCUCCAGUGAAAGAAGUAUUCACAUGUCUGUCAAUUUUACAUGUAAGAAGGACCAGUCGAAGCAUCCGUCAGCACAGGAUGGUCCAUUUAACAUGACCCUUUUGGUGCCACCCUCACUAAUCUUGUAUCUGAAUGACACGAGUGCUCAGGCUUAUCACAGGUGGUAUUCCCUUCACCAUAAAAGGGGUUCGUCACAGGGUCCUGACCAGGAGAGGAGUGAGACUGCUGUGGGUGAAAGAUCAGCCCGUCACCGGAGAGGUCAAGAAAUCAUCAGCCCUGAAUUCAAGAAGCCACUGGUUCCAGUUUCCUUCAACCUGAGUGAAUACUUCAAACAGUUUCUCUUUCCCCAAAACGAAUGUGAGCUCCAUGACUUUAGACUUAGCUUUAGUCAACUCAAGUGGGACAGCUGGAUUGUGGCCCCGCACAGGUACAACCCUCGAUACUGCAAAGGAGAUUGCCCAAGGGCAGUCAGGCAUCGGUAUGGCUCUCCAGUUCACACCAUGGUGCAGAACAUCAUCUAUGAGAGGCUGGAUCCCUCAGUGCCAAGACCAUCAUGUGUGCCCGGCAAAUACAGCCCCUUGAGUGUUUUGACCAUUGAACCUGAUGGCUCCAUUGCUUACAAAGAGUAUGAAGACAUGAUAGCUACUAAAUGUACCUGUCGUUAACAUGUGGCCCUCCAAACAAAACCUUGAGCCUAUCUGGCAGAGUAAGUGCUGUGUGCCUAGCUGAGCCUUAGGAGAACAUUUCUCG
Messenger RNA from Castor canadensis (American beaver), 1401 nucleotides. It is a transcript of the gene Gdf9, whose product is annotated as growth differentiation factor 9. Lineage: Eukaryota; Metazoa; Chordata; Mammalia; Rodentia; Castoridae. Gene Ontology annotation, cellular component: extracellular region. Gene Ontology annotation, molecular function: growth factor activity; cytokine activity. The record is from RefSeq and is a predicted model, not a curated record.